Molecule: messenger RNA, 665 nt
Organism: Gymnodraco acuticeps
Lineage: Eukaryota; Metazoa; Chordata; Actinopteri; Perciformes; Bathydraconidae
Gene: smim8
Product: small integral membrane protein 8
Exons: 2
Coding region: 146-433 (95 amino acids)
Source: RefSeq, a predicted model, not a curated record
UCACACUCAGCGCAGUUAGUGGUCUUUGACUUUGAAACAUGGCUGCCUUUAGGGAAACACCAUAAUACUGGCGUCUACAAUGUUCCUUCUACCUUCUUCAUCAUAUAUUUCUCACAAGGGCGGUCGUGUAUUAGUUUGACCAGACAUGUCGGAUAAAGAAGCCGGUAUGGGGAAGGAGAGUCCCGGGGAGAAGGGUUACAGGACCCCCGGGCUGAGGGGCACGCAGACCACCACCAUGUUCCGAGUCUUCAACCCCGAACUGUUCAUCAAGCCGAACAAACCGGUGAUGGCGUUUGGACUGGUGAGCAUCACGCUGUGUGUGGGGUACCUGGGAUACAUGCACGCCAUGAAGGAGAACGACCAGCAGCUGUACGAGGUCAUCGACAGCGAGGGAGAGAAGUACAUGAGGAGGAAGACUUCCAAAUGGGACUGACAACAAAUGAUCAAUGUGUGUGUGUGUGUGUGUGUGUGUGUGUGUGUGUGUGUGUGUGUGUGUGUGUGUGUGUGUGUGUGUGUGUGUGUGUGUGUGUGUGUGUGUGUGUGUGUGUGUGUGUGGUGUGUGUGUGUGUGUGUGUGUGUGUGUGUGUGUGUGUGUGUGUGUGUGUGUGUGUGUGUGUGUGUGUACUAUGAGAAGAACAUUGUAAAUUAAACUGGAUUCAAACAAG